Molecule: messenger RNA, 938 nt
Organism: Darwinula stevensoni
Lineage: Eukaryota; Metazoa; Arthropoda; Ostracoda; Podocopida; Darwinulidae
Source: the annotation of a GenBank genome assembly
CUGAGUAAUUCACUUUCAUCUUCCAUCUUGCACAGGUCAUGCCAUUGAAGGGAUUCCUGAGGUACCCUUGGUGGUGACAGACAAGAUCCAGGAAUUCAUCAAGACAAAGCAAGCUGUCAUGUUCCUCAAGAAGAUCCGGGCUUGGGAUGAUGUGGCCAAGGUUUAUAACUCCAAGCGAUUCCGAGCUGGCAAAGGAAAGUUGAGGAAUCGCAGGCGAAUUCACAAGUUGGGACCGCUCGUCGUUUACGAUCAGGAUCAGGGGCUGAGGAAAGCCUUCCGAAACAUUCCUGGGGUGGAAUGCAUUGAUGUGAUGAAAUUGAACCUUCUGAGAUUGGCCCCUGGAGGACAUGUAGGUCGUUUUUGCAUCUGGACUGAGAGUGCCUUCAAGAAGUUGAAUGAUAUCUAUGGAACCUGGACCAAACCAUCUACUUUGAAGAAGGGCUAUAACCUUCCUAUGCACAAGAUGAAAACUACUGACCUGGCUCGCCUCAUCAACAGUGACGAGAUCAAGGCAGUUACUCGAAAGCCUAGGAGGAAAAUGAUGAGGCACAAAAUCAAGCCAAAUCCAUUGAGAAACCUGAGGGUGAUGCUUAAAUUGAAUCCUUAUACGGCUGUAGUAAAACGUAAUGCCAUUUUGUUGGAGGAGAAACGCAAGAAGGAGAAGGAGGACUUGCUUGCCAAGAAGCGAGGGGUAAGAGAAGCAAAACUGCCAGUAGAAGAAGACAAACUAAAGAAAAAGCGGUUGGAGAUGAAACGCAAGGCACGAGCUAAGGCUGGUGCCCCUAAGAAGGCCAAAAAGACCGGCAAGAAGCCUCCGACAAAGGCAACUGGCAAGAAGCCUGCGGCAAAGCCGGCUGUCAAGAAAUAAAACUCCUAUCUGUUCAGCUGGAGGGAAUUGAAUUAUUCAAAGAUCAAUAAAGAGGAAAAUUAAAUGGAAA